Molecule: messenger RNA, 507 nt
Organism: Clunio marinus
Lineage: Eukaryota; Metazoa; Arthropoda; Insecta; Diptera; Chironomidae
Source: the annotation of a GenBank genome assembly
AAUUUCCUACCCCUUGGAUUUUUAUUAUUUCUUGAAGUGAAAACGAAAUAAAAAUUCUAGAAAAAUGACACAUUGGGCGAUUGAAACCCUCACUCCAGACCCAAAUAGACAGCAAUCAAUAUUGUCAAAGUACUUCAAUCCUGUUGUAUGUGGAAUAAUAGGUUUUGGUGCUAUGUGUGCAAUAAAUUAUGGAACUAGACGUCCAAUCCUAUCAGGUAUUCAAAUGCACGCACUUGCGGCAGCUGUCGGCGUUGGAAUUGGAGUGGCGGGUGAUAAAUAUGGAGGAGAACGUUAUUCGGAAAGAGACGCAGUUUUGAAGCAUUACAUCGAAUUACAUCCCGAAGACUUCCCAGAACCUGAACGCAAGAAAUUCUCUCAAAUUUUGGAACCCUGGGUACCAAUUCGAUAGAUCAUCAUCUAAUUUAGAUUUACAAACAAACGAGAGUGUAAAAAACUGAACUCGUUAACUGAGAAAAUAAAAUCAUUCGUUAGAAACUUUAGUUGAAA